This is a messenger RNA of Rana temporaria (common frog), 2777 nucleotides long. RefSeq names its product family with sequence similarity 222 member A (gene FAM222A). The transcript is spliced from 3 exons. The coding region runs from base 1159 to 2484 and encodes 441 amino acids. NCBI's taxonomy places the organism in Eukaryota, Metazoa, Chordata, Amphibia, Anura, Ranidae. The record is from RefSeq and is a predicted model, not a curated record.
GACGUGCAGAGCAGCUGAGAAGAGGCAUCAUCCCCGCGCCGCUGCACGGGCGCAGACUCGUCCGGCUCCAUCCAUCAACCGGUGCACGAUCGGGGGCAUUUCUCAUCACCCCUUCCUGUAUAUAGGGGGGCGAUCCUGAGAAUCGCUGAAUGUCUGGGAGAAUUAGGCUGCUAGCAGGCAUCCAAGGGGAUCUAAGACACAGGAGAGGAGGAUUAAGUGGAUGUUGCAGGGUGCAGAUCGUUCUCAUGCAGUGCUGAAGCCCGAUCACCGGGGGUCACAACACACGUUCUGCACUUCUGUCAUCCUCUCAUAUUUAUGAUCUGCAGCAAAGGAGAGAAAAAAGAGAAUCACCCCUGGAUUGCUGAAAUUCUUUAUUAUUUUGGAAAUCUUUAUUUCUGAUUGGUGUGGAGUUUACAAGAAUGAUAACAAAGACAUUUCCCUCUCUUGCCUGCUAAUAUUUAAAUUCAUUUUUCUAUUGUUUUUUUUUUUAUUUUUUAUUGUUUUUUUUUUUUUCCUGCUGAUUUUCUGCUGUCAUCGUGAUAUGAAAACGCUGCCCCGGAGGCUCGAAAAUAAAUUGAAUUUUCACUGGUAAGGGGAAAAAAAAUAAAUAAAGAUUAAUAAGACACGGGGGCUUUUCUUUGCGGCUCUCCUGUAUUUUCCUAACAGUCAUUUGUACUGCUCAUUUAAAGAGUUCCUCACAUCUGCCUGGAGAAUACAUUAAAGCUUUUAGAUCUCUUCGAUUUUUUAUUUAUGGUUUUCGCAUUUUUUUUUUUGGUCUUGCUUGGAUUAAAUGCCACCAACUUUCAAGUCGACGCAAAAAAAAAAAACAAACAAUACACAAACAACCCCAAGAGCUGACACUUAAACCCCUGAAUGGUUUUUGAAGACCACAUUGAAUUGAACCCUCUUUCUUUAUGUUGAUUGUUUUUCCAUCUCAAGGCUUUUUGGUGAUUGGCUUUUGCUGGAAGAUUAAGGGAUUUCCAGGAGUAUUUUUUUUUUGAAGACCUUAUGGCUUGGAUUGAGUUUUAGAGUCCUGCCCUAGACUUCUAUUUUUUUUUCUCUGGAUCAAAGGCACUAACAAAAAAAAAAAAAAGCAGAGAAAGAGCCUGAAGAUUUAUGUGCUGCCAUCUGCCUAGCUGACCAUAAGUCUUUGCAACUAUGUUGGCGUGUCUUCAAAGAACCCAGAAUCCUCCAGUAAAGCACCUUGUAUGUGCAAACAAGGGGCUGGAACCUCGAAAGUGUGAAACUGCCACAUCAAUGCAGACCACAAGAUACCCAAGUCCUUCUGAACUAGAUGCCUAUGCACAGAAAGUUGCAAACAACCCACUGACUAUCAAGAUCUUCCCCACCAACAUCAGGGUUCCCCAGCACAAGCACCUAAAUCGGACUGUAAAUGGUUAUGAUACCACAGGCCAGCGUUACAGCCCUUACCCAAUACACACAAAUGGCUACCAAGGCCUGCUUGCUAUUGUUAAAUCUUCUAGCAAGAGUGUAGUGAAGAAUGUAGAGGGAAAACGAACUAAGAUUUCUGCUGCACAGGUUGGUGUUGCUCCUUACACCAUGUCAAGCACUUUAACACAAGGCCAACCUUGCAAUGGACAACUGAGCUAUCUUGCAAAUCAGAAGCAGUUGGAUGCACCAGUGCCACCCAAUGUGACUGUGGCAACGUCAGUCAUUCCUUUAACAGGUAGAAAUUUAACACUCCAACAGUCAAAUCUGCCCUCCAUUCAAAGCAUAAUUUACCAGAUUAACCAACAGUGCCAGGCUCAAGCGUCUCACCAGGCUUGUCAGGGCAUAGUGGUUACUAACUCUAGUCCAGCUAAGCAGGGAAUGACCAAUGGCUUUACUGCAAUGACCGGGGGCACUGUGGCUUAUGCGGGCACUGUCUUGCAAGACUGUAGAGCAGGCGCUGAGCUGGCACUAGGAUCUGCCCCAGUGGUAGCAAAACCUGGAUCCUAUCAGGAUAGCAUGGACUACCUAAUAUGGCAACAGAAGCAACAACAGCAGCAACUUCGGAUAUACAGUGGAGGCAGUGGUGGAGGUGGAGCAGUCAGCAAGUCACCAGAAGUGUGCCCUGGAAUAUCUCGUCCUUAUACACUCGCUAGUGCCGUUGAAAAAGUCAGCUCUUCACCACUGAACUGUGUUGGCAUGCAUGGUAAUUUUUCAGUGGGGCAAUACUUUGCUCCCCCAUGGAACAGUAUCUUGGUCACGCCCACCAGUGACUGUUACAAUCCCCAGGAACUUGCCAAUGGUCACAGGGAUUUGGGGGUACAUCCAUCAGAUGGACUAACCAGCAUCCCCAGCAAGACCCUUUGCAAUACCUCUAUCCUUAGCAGUAGUCUUCAGUCUUUGGAGUAUCUUAUCAAUGACAUUCACCCACCUUGUAUUAAGGAGCAGAUGCUUGGCAAAGGUUAUGAAACAGUGUCUGUGCCAAGGCUUCUUGAUCAUCAGCAUGCCCACAUCCGCCUGCCCAUUUACAGAUAAAAUUCUUGCUUUUUAUGUAAUGGUGGCCAACACUGGUUGUAAUCUGUAAACUAGAUUAUGCUACUUAGCCCUAAGAAGGUAUGUUUGUAAGUGCAGUGGUGGCAGAGGUGAUGUUAGGAAACACCCUCUGCUCUGCACCUAGAAUGCAUAGCAUUGCAAGUCAUUCCCAACCAAUAAUGGUUGCCUCUUCCCCUCUUGUGCUUUCUGUUUAUGGCAAGUGAAAGGAAGAGAAUGGCUCUAUCAACACAGGUUUUCCUUUCUUUCUCUCAAUCAAACAGUAACAGAGACAGAGC